This is a messenger RNA of Manihot esculenta (cassava), 2466 nucleotides long. Its product is annotated as cation/calcium exchanger 4. The record is from RefSeq and is a predicted model, not a curated record. NCBI's taxonomy places the organism in Eukaryota, Viridiplantae, Streptophyta, Magnoliopsida, Malpighiales, Euphorbiaceae. The transcript has a single exon. Gene Ontology annotation, molecular function: monoatomic cation transmembrane transporter activity. Bases 270 to 2168 code for a protein of 632 amino acids. Gene Ontology annotation, cellular component: membrane. Gene Ontology annotation, biological process: monoatomic cation transport; transmembrane transport.
UGGAGUCACAAUCGUCGUACCUGAGAAAGCCUCUCUGCAACCCGCCAAUCCCUCACCCACGGGCAUAUCUCAUCAAGAAGCUACGCAGAAGUUCUCUCUUAGUGCCUCCAACAAGGACGAAGCACGAAGCUCACCUCCUCAACCCCACCAAAUCUUCCCGCCUUUCCCUGCUGUCUCUUUCUCCUUUUGCUUCCUAUAAUUUCCCUAUUUACCAUUUCAGCUUUACGGCAAUUCCACUUCCUAUACGCCAUCCCUAUCUUCUACCCAGCAUGGCAGAACCAAAUGGAUUUUACGGAAUUCGUAAUUCUCAAUUCCGUGGCAUUUUCAGUGGAAUAUGGUUUUUGAUGUUGCUUUUUUUAUUGUACAAUCAGGGGAAUUCUCUUCAGAAUCCGUUUCUACUUAACUCGCCUUGGCCUCUUCCUCUCACUCAACAAUGGAGCUUGAGAGGCAGGAGCAUUUCUGAAAGUAAUGUCACCACCUCUCUCACUGAUGCCAAAGUCAUCCCGCAUACUGAUCCGAAAGUGUGUUCUGGGUUGUUUGAGCACAAGGGUUACAGUAAUCACUGUGAAUAUUUGAUUGCUCAUCCUGAGUGCACUUCAGGUGGCUUUUUCAAUUACAUCAGAUUUUACUUCUGUGAUUGUCAUAAGUUUGCCAUUUUGGGGUAUGUAGUAUUGGGUCUAUGGCUUGUAGCUCUUUUUUAUUUGUUAGGAAAUACUGCAGCAGAUUACUUCUGUUGUUCCUUGGAGAAGCUGUCGAAUCUGUUGAAGUUGCCCCCAACUGUUGCUGGUGUUUCUUUGCUGCCGUUGGGGAAUGGAGCUCCUGAUGUAUUUGCUAGUAUUGCUGCAUUUUCUGGCAAUGAUACAGGUGAAGUGGGUCUCAAUAGUGUCUUAGGUGGAGCUGUUUUUGUUUCUUGCGUUGUUGUGGGUACUGUCUCUCUUUGUGUUUCGGAGAGGAGGAUUCAGAUUGAUAGGACAUGUUUUGUAAGAGAUGUAUGCUUCUUUCUGUUUGCUCUUCUGUCACUUAGUAUUGUUAUGCUUGUUGGUAAGAUGACUGUAGAAGGCGCAGUAGCAUUUGUUUCGAUUUAUGUGGUUUAUGCAUUUGCAGUUGCAGCAAAUGAGAUUUUUAAGAAAAAUUCCUGGAGAUUGAGAUUGGGUUCUGUAACACCACUGCUUCCUGUUACUGAAAGUGCAUUUUCUCAUGGAAGUGAAGAUGAUGAAUCUGUUUAUGCCUCACUGCUCAAGUCUGACUCCAAAUUUGAUGUACCACAACUCCAAGACGAGGUGCCUCAAUGGAUGUGGGCUUCACAUUUGGCAAUUUAUUCUAACGAGAUUGUGAAGGAGAGUUCAGAAAAUGAAUGGGGUUGGAAUGAGAUACAAACAGUGAGGAAUCAAUCUUCCUGCUCCUGUUCAAAUUUGUGUUGCUUGCUGGAGAUGCCAUUGACACUCCUGAGAAGAUUGACAAUUCCUGUAGUUGAGGAGCAACGAUGGUCAAAAGGGUAUGCUGUUGCCAGUGCUACAUUGGCACCACUUCUUCUUUCUCUUUUAUGGAAUACCCGAGAUGAGGUUAGUAUUCUAAAUCGACAAAUUUCAUAUUUCCUUGGAGUUUCUUCUGGCGGAGUUCUUGGUGUCCUUGCAUAUAUAUACACCAAAGAGGACGAACCGCCGCGCAAGUUUCUAUUGCCAUGGAUUCUGGGGGGAUUUUUAAUGAGCAUCAUCUGGUUCUACAUGGUUGCGAAUGAGCUUGUUGCUUUGCUUGUAGCAUUAGGCGUAAUAUUUGGAAUCAACCCAUCACUCCUUGGCUCAACUGUGUUGGCAUGGGGAAACUCUAUGGGAGAUUUGAUGUCAAAUUUUGCACUGGCAAUGAAUAGUGGAGACAGUGUGCAAAUUGCAAUGUCAGGAUGCUAUGCAGGUCCUAUGUUCAACACAAUUGUUGGGUUGGGGCUGUCGAUGAUGCUUGGAGCCUUGUCUAGGAGACCCAAUUCUUACAAAAUUCCUGAAGACAGGAGUUUGUUUUAUACAAUGGGAUUUCUUGUGUCGGGGCUGAUUUGGUCACUCAUUGUGUUACCACGCAACGACAUGCGGCCUAACAAAAUGUUAGGGAUUGGGCUUAUAGCAAUCUACUUAAUGUUUCUGGUAUUCAGGGUGAGUAUAUCAAUUGGUGAUGAUUGAUAUGUCAAUGGCAGGAAUUUUUGGAAUUUUGCUUUGUCACCAGCAGUGGCAUUUGAUAUUCUUCAACCCCAUGAAGCCUAAAUUUUGAUCUUGCCCAAUUCAUCCUCUGUUUUUCCAGCAUUUGAUGAGCUCACUUGGAAGAGUUUUGGCUUGUUUCGUGCAUGUUGUGCAAGUGUCUUGUUUGAUUCUUCAUUGUAAUUGAAUGCCUUUAGCUAGUUGGUGUUACAACUGCGCAGGAUUCUAAUGCGAUUAAUUGAAGGCAUGAUCGAUGGGAAAUGAAAUAUGGAACCAAAUUUAU